This is a messenger RNA of Schizosaccharomyces cryophilus OY26, 2040 nucleotides long. RefSeq names its product spindle pole body protein Cut12. The coding region runs from base 128 to 1852 and encodes 574 amino acids. The record is from RefSeq and is a predicted model, not a curated record. The transcript has 2 exons. NCBI's taxonomy places the organism in Eukaryota, Fungi, Ascomycota, Schizosaccharomycetes, Schizosaccharomycetales, Schizosaccharomycetaceae.
CAACAACAGACGAAAAAGAGUCAGAAUCUGAAGAAUUUGUUAAGAAAAGAAGGGUUUUGUUGCAUUUAUUUAAUUUUCAUAAGUCAUUCUUUUAUAGAGGUUCGUUCUGGCUGAAUGUAGAGACGCUAUGUCAGAUACUUUAAAUACACCACCCACGUAUGCGUGGGUAUGGAAGGCAUUUUCUAGCAAGCUUGCUGGAACAGUAUCAAAACCGACAUUGAAUCCCACAAACAAUGUUUACGUUGAAGACGUGAAUCCUGAGAGUGAAGAACACAAGAUUCCUGAGGAAAGUUUAAGGCCUAUGGAUGCGCUCACACCAACUAAGCCAAAGAAUACGCAAAGUGGCAUUUUGAAGACACCUGGGACGUUACAAAUAAAGAAGACGGUGAAUUUCACAGAUCAUCUUGGAGACGACCCACUGAAUCGAGAGGUACAGCCGAAGGGGUUCAGGCAAGAGAAUGAAGAAAAUAGUAAGAAGACAAGGAAUCGAUUCGGCAAUGAUCUUGAGUUCGAAUUUGAUGACAAGUAUUUCUCCCAGCCGUCAUCCAAGCAACUUGGCUAUAAAUUAAGUCAAGUAGCUCAGCUGGAAGGAAAAGAACGAAAUAAUAAAAAAUGGCAACGAAAUGAAAUAAAGAAUCUUCCAUUUAAGCAUCGUACAGGAGAGGAAAAUCGCAUUGACCGUUUGCUUGGUGAUCAAGACAUCCAAAAGUUUGAGUCAGAACUGAAAGACUCAUCACCACUUCCUAUAGAGAAAGAACGGCCAUUACCAGAACCGUCAGAUACCAAGCAGGAAAACAUGGAAUGGUCAAAGCUGAUAAAGGAUUGUUUUCGGGAUGUAGUAAAUAACAAUCGAAAAAUGAAAAAUAUCAUACAUGAUGUCCUUGUUGAUACAUCGCACCUAGUUAACUCGACAGAAGUACCUGAUGAAGCCGACUACACCAUAAAUUUGGAUAAUCCUUUGUCUUCAUCAGGAAAGUAUUGGAAGCAAAAGUUUAAUUUGCUUGAAACAGCACAUACUGAUUUGGAAGAAGAAUUGGAAAAAAUUAGGGAGCGGGUAGACGCUAUUAUGACGGAAAGGCAGGAAGAAAUUUCAUUUUGGAAAAGAAGGUGCAAAUUAUUAGAAGCUGAGAAUGUUCGACUUUCUCGUAUGCCAAAAACUCAAGGAGUAGUGUCUGCGAACCCUCAGAAUGAGUAUACUCCGAAAGUGAAAGACAAUCAUCCAAUUGCCAAAGGUUUCAAAAUUCCCCUGCAGGAAAAUAGUCUUUUUCGUUCAAGCCUCCCAGAACAUUCCAAGGAACCUCUAAAAUUUCCCAAUGAGACUUUCUCUAAUCCAUUGGACAUGUCUCAUUUGGCAGCGGAAAUGCUGUCCCAUUCAGCAAAGAAGAAGCAAUCUAACGAUAGUUUCUUUAAUUUUGAGGAAGGUGCUGGUCCAAUUUCAUCUACUCCUGUAUCCGCAGCCUCCAAAGUUCGACAAAGGCUAUUGCAUGCAACUCAAACCCCGACCCCAAUGCCAGUGUCAAUCCGCAGGAAGGAGCCUCAGUACAAGUCAAACGAGAUAGAAGAGUCUUCGAUUCCAUCCAUGGGCUUCUUAUCCAAAAACCGUGAGGCAGCCAAACGACAGAUCGCCCGCAAAAAGGAAGACAACAGUGCAAAACUCUUGUACGGAGUUCCCUCUUCACGAGAUAAACCAAAAUUUACUUUAACGGAAAUUCAUCCUUAUGAUCAGGAAUUGCAACCCAAAGGUUUACCUAGAGCUAGAGAGUUUACAGCAGAACAAAAACUCUCGAAAGAGCGCUCAGAAAAAGCCAGGAGUCGUUUAGAAGAAAGAAGGCAAAGAAGAGGGCUUGUGUGAAAUAUUGUCCCAUUUGAUGACGAUGACUUGUACUUUUAUGAUAUUGUUUUUGAUGAUUACCGGUUAUGAACAAUAAUUGUGAACCUCCGACUUACGUAUAUAACUAUUCUUGUUUUGAAAGACUAAAUAUAAUUUUUUAACAAUUUAUCAUCUUGCCUUUCUUGAUAUGCAACAAUCCUAUUUUUUGC